Medicago truncatula (barrel medic) is the source of this 1179-nucleotide messenger RNA. RefSeq lists its product as uncharacterized. The record is from RefSeq and is a predicted model, not a curated record. The transcript has 4 exons. NCBI's taxonomy places the organism in Eukaryota, Viridiplantae, Streptophyta, Magnoliopsida, Fabales, Fabaceae. The coding region runs from base 139 to 981 and encodes 280 amino acids.
AGUAUUGAUACUCAACAUCAAUUUUCUGACCGAAGACAUAUUUUCCAUUUCCAUUCCCUUAUUAUAUUCUUAACACUCAAACUCAAAGAUUGUCCAUAAUAAUCUCUCAAUGUCUCUUAUUCUAAAGAUAUAGGGAAAAUGGAUGCAAGAGGAAAACAUAUUAUAGAAAACCAACAUCUCAUUUCAUACCAAAAUGUCAUCAUAAUGAGGCAUGGUGACCGUCUCGAUAACAUUGAUCCCUUGUGGGCAACCACAGCAUCGCGGCCGUGGGAUCCACCCCUAGCUCAAGCCGGUCGCAUUCGGGCCUUUCAAACUGGUAAAGGGAUCGAACAUAGUCUCAAAUAUGCAAUCCAUCAAGUUUUUGUGUCUCCUUUCCUUCGUUGCGUCCAAACUAUUGUCGAACUCAUUGCCGCCCUCUCUACCAUCAAUGAAGGUCUUGAAACCUUCAUUGGUGAAGACAACCUUGUUGGCACUUCAAAAGUCAAGGUUUCUAUUGAGUAUGGAUUAUGUGAAGUGUUGAACAAUGUAGCUAUUCGUCCCAACGUUGCUCCUAAAGAUGGAAAUAUAAGUUUUGAUAUAUCAGUACUUGAAGCCUUGCUCCCAGCUGGGACAGUGGAUAAUAAUGUUGAAAGGGUGUAUAAUGAGUUACCUCAAUGGGGAGAGUCAUUUUCUGAAGCAAGGGCUAGGUAUCAGCAAACAAUCAUUAAGCUUGCAGAUAAAUAUCCUACUGAGAACUUGUUAUUUCUAACACAUGGGGAAGCACUUCAAAUGGUACUUUCUUCAACCAGAAAAGAUGAUGCAAAUACCAAGGCAAAACUGCAAUACUGUGCAUAUGUAGAACUUAAACGUCCUAUUUUCAAAAAAGAUCAAUCACUUGCUGGUGGAGAGUUCAAUGUACUUCCUCGUUAUAGUCAAACCGGUGUGAGCUAUAUUUCCUCAACAGAUCCUUCAGGUGAAAAUAUCAACCAAACUUCAAAAUGAUAAAGGAGCUUAUACAUGGGAAGAUCAUGCAAAUUUGUAAAAGAUUUUCAAAUUUAUAUUUAAUAAACAUGUUAUUCUAAGUGGCUGUACUACCUGACAUAUUUUUAUGCAAAUUUGUCAUGAUUUGUGAUACAUUGCAAGACAACUGUACAAAACUAUAAUUAUAUUUUCAUAAAUCCAAUAUCAUCCUUCAUUGUA